Hylaeus anthracinus is the source of this 2408-nucleotide messenger RNA. It is a transcript of the gene Tip60, whose product is annotated as histone acetyltransferase Tip60. The record is from RefSeq and is a predicted model, not a curated record. Gene Ontology annotation, biological process: regulation of DNA-templated transcription. Gene Ontology annotation, molecular function: histone acetyltransferase activity. The transcript has 6 exons. The coding region runs from base 68 to 1483 and encodes 471 amino acids. NCBI's taxonomy places the organism in Eukaryota, Metazoa, Arthropoda, Insecta, Hymenoptera, Colletidae.
CGUCAGUGCCGUGAGAGCUUCAAAACAAGGUUGUGUUUGGUGGGAAGUUUCUUGAUUUGUGAUUGAUAUGAUCGAGGAACACGACGAACGCGAAACAAUAUGCGACUCAGUGAAUUCGUUGGUGGAAGGCUGCCGUUUACCGGUUAGAAUGCAUGGCACAGACGAUUGGCCUCUUGCUGAAAUCAUCAGUGUUAAAGACGUACUACACGGUGUCAAGUGUUAUUAUGUUCACUAUGUAGAUUUCAAUAAACGAUUAGAUGAGUGGGUUACGGAAGAUUGUUUGGACACUAGGAAAGUCCAAUACCCCCGCCGAGAUGGAACCACGCCAGGUACAGAUGCGGCGGCAACCCCGAAAAAGCAAGCGCCUAGUAGACCUCCUAGCCCUAGUAGCCUUAGCAACGAACCUGUCAACGGUUCGGCAGUGUUACAGGCUGCGUUACAAAAGAAAAUGUCUAGGAAAAGAAAGUCGGCGUUUAUCGAGAACGAGGAUUCUCAGGAUGGUCCGCCUCAAACACCUGGUCCCAGACCGACCGGUUCGUUGGUUGCCCAUCAUCACGACGAUAUAGUUACAAGAAUGAAAAAUGUCGAACUGAUAGAGUUGGGUCGGCAUAGAAUAAGACCAUGGUAUUUUAGUCCGUAUCCGCAAGAGAUGGUGAAUUUACCCUGUAUAUAUAUCUGUGAAUUUUGCCUAAAGUAUAGAAAAAGUCGAAAGUGUUUGGAGAGGCACCUCGUAAAGUGCAAUUUACGUCACCCUCCUGGCAACGAAAUCUAUAGAAAAGGAUCGAUAUCUUUUUUUGAAAUUGACGGCCGAAAGAAUAAGAAUUACGCACAAAAUCUUUGUCUACUGGCAAAAUUAUUCUUGGAUCACAAAACACUUUACUAUGACACAGACCCGUUUCUGUUCUACGUAAUGACAGAUUUUGAUAGUAGAGGGUUUCACAUAGUUGGUUACUUUUCGAAAGAGAAGGAGUCAACGGAGGAUCAUAAUGUAGCAUGCAUCCUUACCCUACCGCCCUAUCAAAGAAGAGGAUACGGAAAAUUGUUAAUAGAAUUUUCGUACGAGCUAUCCAAAUUCGAGGGUAAAACAGGUUCGCCUGAAAAGCCCUUGUCCGAUUUGGGAUUGCUAUCGUAUCGGAGUUACUGGGCGCACACGAUACUGGACAUUUUAUUGAACAUAAAGCCAUUAGUAGAGAACGAGAAACCUCAGAUUACGAUAAGUGAAAUAUGUGAACUGACGUCGAUAAAAAAAGAAGACGUGAUAUCGACGCUACAGAAUCUUAAUCUCAUUAAUUACUACAAAGGACAAUAUAUUGUGACGUUAAAUAGGGAUAUUAUCGAGCAACACGCAGCCGCAAUGGAAAAGAGACAGAUCAGAAUAGAUCCUAAGUGUCUUCAUUGGACACCAAAAGACUGGAGUGUUAGGGCAAAAUGGAACCCUGGAAGUGACUGCGUACGAUUAGCGAGUGUACAAAGCUGUACAUAAUAUAUUUCGACCGUUACCGGUCGACGUUUUAAUAAGACUGUGCCGGGCUUUGCAUGCAACUGCAAUGGUCUAAUAAGAAAAAGAAAAAAAUAAUAGAAACAAGAACAAGUUCACGAAAGCACGCGUAUCUCGGUUACGCGAACGCAUCGAAUAAACCGUGAUUAGCGAGUUUUGCGUGAGAGUGUAUUACCCCGUCACGUUGGCUUACGACUAGAGCCAGAAAGCGAUGAUUUAAUAUGGUGACUAGAAUUUUUUAAUAACUACGCAUACGUCUUUGCGAUUAACACGAUUUGUACAGGAACUUAUUGAAAGGAAAGCUACGGUCUUGUAGAAUUGUAAAUAAAUCUGAUUUUAUAAUGUGCGCAUCAUUCUACGCAAAACACGAACGCGAUCUAGUUCUUAAGAUAGUAUACCGGACCUCGAGUGAACAGCCUGUAAAGAUUCGUGUCGUUUUUACAUUCGACAAAAACAAAAAAAAAAAUAACAAAGAAAAAGGUAAUCUGACACUUCCGUAAUGGAAAUUAGUACAACGUAGAGAAGCUGUGCGCGCGAAAAUGUUUCGUACAACGGUGCACACACCUUUACCGCAUUAGCCAUUUUUCAAAUUCGUGUGUACACGUACCCGAAAACGGAUUAUGAUCGAGAUAUCGUUGACGGACACCAAAAACAAACAAAAAGAAAAUAAGUAAAUAAAUAAACAAUAAAAAAAAAAGAGACGAACACACGUCAAAGUAAUCGGAUUUACUUAUCGUCGCGUUAAGCAAAUGUGGAGCUUUCGUUUGGGCGUUCUGUUAUCAACGGCUGUGCUUAAUCGGGCUCGAAACGCUCGAUGUAAAUUUGAUCCGUCAACCAGAUUCACGAUUGUUCAACCAAAAUGAAGAGUUACCUAUGAACUGCGAAAUAAAAUUGAUAUUUUUCUCUGAAA